AUGGAUAACGAUAUAGCCACAUUCCUUGCAUUUACAGGUACAGAAGAUGAGGCUACUGCCAAAAGAUUUUUGGAUUUAACCGGAAACAAUAUUGAAUAUGCUGUCCAGCUCUUCAUGGAGUCGGGUGCAAAUGGUCCUGGAGGCGCCAGUGGUACUUCUGGAGGCGGCGGUGGCAGCUCGAACGAUGAAGAUAUUGCCCAAAGACUACAACAAGAAGCAUAUCAGGAAAAUGUUAGAGAAGCAGAUGCCAAUGUUCACCGUCACGAGACGUUGAUGGAUUCCUGGUCAGAUAUGGCUGGAAUGCAGAACCCAGUGGAUAGAAUCAAUGAUAUGUUUGGUCGUGGAAGGGUUGGAGUGUUCAACCAGCGCUUCGAAGAAGAGGAUGAUAUGGAUGAAUUUGAUGACGCUGAUGAUUCAGAUGAACCUCAAGUGGUGGAGUUGCAUGAUGACGAUGAAGAUGACGACGAUGAAGUGAUAGACCUAGACCGUGAAACAUCACCACCAAGAAAUAGGAGGUCCAGAGUCCGUCAAGAUAGGAUGAAUGAUCUCACAUCAACCCAAAGGAGGCUCGCUCAACUCUUCAAGCCACCUUUCGACCUCAUCGAACGUACGAAUCUAGAUGGUGCCAAACAGAAAGGUAGGGCCGAGAAGAAAUGGAUUCUCAUGAAUAUUCAAGAUCAGAGUGAGUUUCAAUGUCAGGUGUUGAAUAGAGACUUUUGGUCUAAGCCGGAGAUCAAGCAUUGCGUGAAGGAGAACUUCAUCUUCCUCCAAUUCCAAAAUGACUCUGUCAAUGGUGAGUCCUACGUGAACUUUUAUCAUCUAGAUGGUUUCCCCCACAUAUCUAUUCUCGAUCCUAUGACAGGUGAAAGAGUUCACAAAUGGAAGGAUGGUGAAGUCCCGGAUGCAGAAGAAUGGCUCGCGGACGUGGAACUCUUCUUAGAAAAGUUCUCUCUUAAUCCAAACUCUAAUAACCCACAUGUCAAGCACGAAGUCAAAUUUGAUCCCGAUGCUAUGUCCGAGGAGCAGCAGAUAGAAUUCGCCAUGAGACAAUCAGCUGUUGAGAAUAAGGGUAAGAGCGCAGACGAUGCAAUUGCAAUCGAUGAAGACGAGGCAGCUGCUGAGCCAGCCGAAGAGAAGGACACCUUUGAGAGCAUACUGGCCCAAAGCCAUACAGAGCCUACUUCUGGUUCGGUUACAAGAAUACAGUUUAGGUUUCCUAAUGGUAAACGUCUCAUUCAUAAAUUCGAUUUUGAAAACGAUACUGUGCUCACUAUCUUUCAAUGGUUGAAGCAAGUGCUCGCUGAUGCUGAUGAGUCGACCUACGGCAUAAGCCUGUCGGAUAGGUUUACAAUUUCGAGUGUGGGUAAGCCAAAAUUGAUAGAGUCUCUUGACGAGGCGAUUGGCGCAGCAGGGCUCAAAAAUGCCAGUAUUUUGCUUGAAAAGGAGUAA
Molecule: messenger RNA, 1449 nt
Organism: Candidozyma haemuli
Lineage: Eukaryota; Fungi; Ascomycota; Pichiomycetes; Serinales; Metschnikowiaceae
Exons: 1
Coding region: 1-1449 (482 amino acids)
Biological process (GO): proteasome-mediated ubiquitin-dependent protein catabolic process
Cellular component (GO): nucleus
Molecular function (GO): ubiquitin binding
Source: RefSeq, a predicted model, not a curated record